Messenger RNA from Penicillium roqueforti, 909 nucleotides. Its product is annotated as class I SAM-dependent methyltransferase. NCBI's taxonomy places the organism in Eukaryota, Fungi, Ascomycota, Eurotiomycetes, Eurotiales, Aspergillaceae. The transcript is spliced from 3 exons. The record is from RefSeq and is a predicted model, not a curated record. Bases 1 to 909 code for a protein of 302 amino acids.
AUGUCAACCGAAAGCCCCCCACCGUUCGUCGGGCGAAUGCUCGGAAUGUUCGAGCCAGCAUAUAUCCUUACUUGGGCGAUGUCGCACUACAUUCGAGUCUGCGCCGAAGCAGUCUUCAAAAACGGCCAGCUCUUCGCCCCAAUUACCCAGACCCAGAGACUUCGCGAUGAAGCAUUCGGAAGAUUCUGGAUCGAGUUCACCACCUCCCGCCAAAUGAGCUCCGACCCAAACAACCAAGAAAUCCCCGAGCCAGUCGGCUCCUCAGCCCUAAUCCCCCCAAUCCUCCGCACCGCCUCAGGGAUAGUGCUUGACAUCGGCCCAGGCACCGGCACCCAAAUGCCCCUACUAACCUCACCCUCAAUAACAGCGCUCUACGGCGCCGAGCCCUGCAAAAGCCUGCACUCCUCGAUCCGCGCAAAAGCAUUAGCAGAGAACAUCUCCGCCAAGUACCACAUCGUGCCGACAGGCGUAGCAGCGCGCGAACUGAUCCCCGCCCUGCGAGCGACAGGCACGGGCGUCGUGGACGCGUACGACGCCGACGCGCGCGCGGGAAUCUUCGACACGAUCCUGUGCGUGCGUGUGCUGUGCUCCGUGCCGGAGAUGGAGAGGACUGUGCGGGAGUUGUAUGGAUUGCUUAGGCCUGGUGGGCGGUUGCUUGUGACCGAGCAUGUUGUUAACCCGUGGCGCCGAGCGAAGGGGUCGGUUGUUGGGCGGGUUGUGCAGGGUUUGUAUGGGGUUCUUGGGUGGAGUUGGUUUAUUGGGGAUUGUUGUCUGGAUAGGGAUACUGAAGCCGUUUUGAGGGCUGCGGCUGAUGGGGAUGGGGGGUGGGAGAGGGUGGAGUUGGAGAGGAGCUUUGAGUGGUCGGCUAUGCCUUAUAUUUCUGGGGUUUUGGUUAAGAAGGGGAUUUAA